Cryptosporidium muris RN66 is the source of this 1167-nucleotide messenger RNA. RefSeq lists its product as uncharacterized. The coding region runs from base 1 to 1167 and encodes 388 amino acids. The record is from RefSeq and is a predicted model, not a curated record. Lineage: Eukaryota; Apicomplexa; Conoidasida; Eucoccidiorida; Cryptosporidiidae. The transcript has a single exon.
AUGGCUACAGGAGUAUAUUCUAAAUCCAAAAUAAUAGAGGAAUCUUUACAAUCUGAAGAUCUAGUUGGUCUGAUAGCUUCAUUUAUACCUUGUAAUGAGAUACAUUGUAAUUUGUCAAAAGUAAACAAGUCAUGGACGCGUGCAAUAAAUAAUUCAUAUGAAUGCUGGGCAGAUAUACAUUUCUCUGAUAAGGAUAUAGAAGAUAAUUUACUAAAGCCUGUAACAUCUAGAGCUAGAUGGAUAAAAAAUAUAAGAAUUUCAAAUCCAACAAAUAAUGUAACUGGAUUCCUUACUAGACUUGUUACUAAUAACCAAAAUGUAGGAAAUUGUAAUAACUCAAUAAUAUGGAGUAGGCUAAAUUCGAUUGAAAUUUACAAUCAAAGUAUAAUAGUUCCAAGUGAAUUAUCAAAAUUACCAGUAAAAUCUCUUUUCCAUUUAGGAAUUACAGAUGGUAUAUAUGAGAUUCUUCAGAACACAUCCAAAAUGUACAAUAAUUCGAAUAAAUAUACCAAUCAUCCACUUCAAAAUGUGACAAGGUUAAUUAUUGAUUAUCCAAUCAGUACAAAGGAACUGAAACUGUUGAAGGGAUGUUUUCCUGCAAUAAGAGAUUUAGUAAUUACACGGCUAUUUCAUUCAAAAUCUGAUGCAGUUUCUAACUAUCAAUUAAGUGAAAAUCAUAGUAUUGAAGGGCACUAUCCAUUUGAUGAUAUUGGUCAAUGUUGGGAGGCUAUUUAUGACUUUUUACAAACAAUAAACCCAAAUCAAUUGAGAAUAUUACAAAUUAGUAUUAUUCCAUCACCCCAUCCAUUAUCUGGAAAGUGGGUUGUUGAUCAUAGGAUUAAAGAACUUUGCAAUCAGGCAACUUAUAACUCACUGAGUGAGGACAAGGUUGAAUUAAGCUCAAAUAAUAUUAAAAGAAUGAGGAUUCAGGAAUAUAACUAUUAUGAUAAUCCAAUUAAUGAAAUUGAUGAAAAGGGAGAUAAAUUAAUAAAAUUCUUGAUUGAUAAUCAUUCUGAAUCACUUAUUGCUUUGACAUGUCCUGAUUUAGAAGUUUCUCACUUCUUGUAUAAACGACUUAUACAAGACUGUCAAAAACUACAACAAUGGGAUUUACCAGGUUGGAGGGCCAUAGCAGCACUAACUCCUUUGAGGGAAUUUAAUAAUUGA